Molecule: messenger RNA, 1430 nt
Organism: Planococcus citri (citrus mealybug)
Lineage: Eukaryota; Metazoa; Arthropoda; Insecta; Hemiptera; Pseudococcidae
Product: zinc finger matrin-type protein 2
Exons: 6
Coding region: 256-846 (196 amino acids)
Biological process (GO): mRNA splicing, via spliceosome
Cellular component (GO): spliceosomal complex; U4/U6 x U5 tri-snRNP complex
Molecular function (GO): zinc ion binding; nucleic acid binding
Source: RefSeq, a predicted model, not a curated record
GAAUGGAAAUGACUUAUAUGCUCCAUCCUUAUGGACAGUGCUUCAACAUAACAUUUUUAACCGUAACAGGAACAGGAACCAUAAAUUCAUAUCAAUUUUUUUUGAUAACAAAUUCAACGCUUGUGAGUUGUUGUUUUGUUUUAUUUUAUUGGAGUUGGACCUUUUUUUGAAAAUUUGCCAUUGUCUAGUUAUAAAGUUAAUUAGUUAUCUCAACUUUUACUCCAACUCGUAUUGACGGUCGCCUACUAUAAAAAUAUGUACGAAAACACGGUAGAAGACCAUCGUAGGAAAUGGGACAGAGCAGAAUUCGAACGUAUAGCUGCCGAACGGCUUGCAGAAGAUUUAGAAGAAGACGACAAAGAUCGGAAAACUCCGGCCGUUCGUCGAGAGCUUUUAAAACAGAGAGAUUACAAAGUAGAUCUCGAUUCCAAGUUGGGAAAAAGUAUUGUCAUUACCAAGAAUACCCCAUCUUCGCAAUCGGGCGGGUACUAUUGUAAUGUUUGUGAUUGCGUGGUAAAAGAUUCUAUCAAUUUCUUAGACCACAUCAAUGGGAAAAAACAUCAGAGAAAUUUGGGCAUGUCAAUGAGAAUAGAACGUUCUUCGUUAGAUCAGGUUAAAAAAAGAUUCGAAGUAAACAAGAAAAAAAUGGAGGAAAAGAAAAAAGAUUACGAUUUAGAGCAAAGAGUCAAAGAGUUGCGUGAAGAAGAAGAGAAGCUGAAGGAAUACAGGAAAGAGAAAAAACGCGAAAAGAAACGGAAAAUGGAAGAGGAGUUGAAAUUGGAUGACGACGACGAUAACAUUGCAUCUAUAAUGGGUUUUUCGGGUUUCGGAGGUUCUAAGAAAUGAAGCUUUUCAAUUUUCAAUUUGCCAUUUCAUCUGAUCUGGAACGAACGUCAUCGAAGACCUAAAUAACAAUUUAAAAAUGUUAGCUACUAUUGGAAAUAUUGUCAUUCGCUGUCAACUAUCAUUAGCCGAGGUAUGGCAUAUAUCUAUCAGAGUUUUAAGAAACAUGAUCAAUGUUGACAAAAUUUUCUACUAUUUAUUUUUUAAUUUCAAAAUGACUGAAAACAGUCAAAUUGAAUUUUUUGACCAUUGUUAUUAAUACGCACUUGCAGUAAGAAGUUUAAUUUUAAUCAAAAAUACAGAAUUUCAACUAUGUUUUCGAAUAAGUGAUUUUUUGGCGAUAUAGCUGCUUGUGAACUAUGAUUUUUUUUUCAAAUUGAUUUCAUUUCUGAAAAAUUAUAAGAUAUUCGUAUACAUUUGUUUCGUUAAUGCCAUUAGACUGAUUUGAUGGGUUUGUUCUCAUUUUUGUAUCACGAUAAAAAGUUUGUAAAUAUGCUGUUGUAAAAGUUGAACUUAUUAUAUAUUACGUAUAUUACCUAUGUAGAAAUUGUACUUUAAUGAUAAUAAAGGGGUUUUUAGACGUUUAA